Messenger RNA from Linum tenue, 2568 nucleotides. The record is from the annotation of a GenBank genome assembly. NCBI's taxonomy places the organism in Eukaryota, Viridiplantae, Streptophyta, Magnoliopsida, Malpighiales, Linaceae.
UUGCCGCGGAUAAAUCCAACCGACUGCAGGUAUUUCUUGCUUUGCUUCUGCCCCGAUAGGGAUUCUUCGAUCAAAGAACAACCGGAAGAAAUGUCAUCACGGGACAAGAAACCGGCGAAACCGUCCACCAGCAGAGCCGGCGGCAUCCGCACGCUGUCCGAUCUCAAUCGACGGUCGGGUCCCGACUCCGAUAGCGAUGAAGAAGGUCCUCAGGAGUACUACACCGGUGGCGAGAAGAGUGGCAUGCUUGUCCAAGAUCCCCAGAAAGUUAAUGAUGUAGAUUCAAUCUUCAAUCAAGCUCGGCAGUUGGGAGCGGUAGAAGGGCCUGUCGAUCAUCUCCGCCCCGGCUCUAGCUCAACGAGCUUUGCUGGAACUGGUAGAUUACUUUCUGGGGAAGUUGUGCAAUUGACUCCACAGCAGCCUGAGGCUGUUGUUCAUAACAUCAUCUUCUGGAGCAAUGGAUUUACUGUGAAUGAUGGCCCUCUACGGAGGUUGGAUGAUCCCGAAAAUGCACCUUUCUUGGAGAGCAUUACCAAAUCUGAGUGUCCAAAGGAGCUUGAGCCAGCAGAUAGGAGGUCCUCUGUUCAUGUAAAUCUGAUUAAAAGGGAUGAGAAGUGUCCGGAACCAGAGAAGCAGCCGCAUGUUGCAUUUCAAGGUGUAGGCAGAACUUUAGGUGGGAGCGCAGCAACCCCAGUGGCGACGGAACCUGUGAUUGGUUCUUCUACCCAUCUCAAUGUUGUUCCAACCCCCUCAAGGGGCGUGGUUGUAGAUGAGACAUUACCUUCCACUUCAGUCCAGCUUAGAAUGGCUGAUGGAACCCGCAUGAUUGCCAACUUCAAUUACCAUCACACUGUGAAUGACCUACGAGCGUUUAUUGACGCAUCUAGGCCUGGGGGAGCACAGAAUUAUCAGCUACAGAUGAUGGGAUUCCCUCCUAAGCUUCUUAGCGAUCCAACUCAGACAAUAGAGCAGGCCGGCCUUGCAAAUUCAGUUGACAAGCCCCAUUUCGGGAAGCGAACCUCUCCCACGCCACCGCCGUCGCUCACUGCCGAGGAUCUGCCCUGUCUUCCACAACUCUUCUCUUCUCUCUUUCUGUCUUCCAGCCCGGACAUAUCACCGCUAAUCUUGCAAUUCUUCUCCCCCAAGCGUUGCCCUCGAAAGUCCCGUUUCAAACCUCGCCGUCGAGCAAGCAAACCAUUGUUCUCGCUCAUACCCCUUCUCACUCUUCGAUCGGCUGUCUCCCGCACUCCCGGAAAGCUCACGGCAGCCCUUGCCACCGGAGAUUUCUAUGUUCGUUUCAAAGGGAGUAGCAAACCAUCAAGAAACUGUGGGUCGGGGUUUGAUGGGGAAGAAGAAGCGGGUUCCGUAAUUCCCACCAAGCCUCAUUCUCCCCUUCAAAUUUUGGUUUCAUCGCUUUACACGCACUCAAGAAAAAGGUUUUUACUCUAAGUUGGGGUGAUUACUUAAACAGUCAGAAAUUUUUGCAGGGGGUAAAAUGCCAUCCUUUUGACCUGCAAUUGUUUUCCUCCUCUUCUUUCAAUCCUUCUGGAAGCUAUGUGUUCCUAAUGUGCUAGGCAAAUGGAUUAGGUUCGUGAGUUGGGUUCUUGCUUUGGUGGAUUCAUGAGUUGCCUUUAAAUAGAUUUACGAGUUUAUUGGUUGGUUUAUACUUUAGAUGGGUUAGUGAGUUUGCGGGUCAUUGAACAUCCAUGAAAAAGAAGCCAUAGCAGCUGCAACAGUUGCAGCAGCAACAGAUUUGGAAGAGAAGGUAGGUGUGGAUAGUUUUAGUUAAUCUCUGCAAAUUGUUAGUUUGAAAUUUUGUAGUGCUGAUGUGAUUCUUUGCUUUGCUUAUGGGAAUUGGUUAGUCUUGGUGUUUUUGGUCUCAAUUGAGCUUUUUAGCUUAAAGAUAAUUGACCACACUCAUAUUCAAUUGUUUGCUUCUAUUCCUUCCCGAUUUCUGUAUUGUUUAUUUCUUUGCUGAAUAUAUGGCAUUUCUCGAUUGAAGUUUCACUUGCAUUUUAUUUUGACUUAGCUUCUUAGCUGGGAGGGAAGAUGUGAUAUUGCAUGACGUGAAUAGAGAAUUGAAGGGAUAGACCUCAAUAACUUUAUUCAUCUAAUAGCAGCAGCUAAAUCCACUAUUGGUCUCAACAUUAGAGAAGCAACUUGAAAACUUGGUCUUUUAUUAAAGGAUGAAUAAAAUAACCAUUGCAAUUUAAUCAUACAUUAUAUGUUUGCUGAGAUGUGCAUUUUGAAAGUUUCUAUAUAUUAUUGUAUUCAUUAUGUAAUUGGGACUUCGAGCUUGCUUGCCGUAUCAUAUCAUUGAUUUUGAUUGUAUUUCAUUAUGUAAUUGGGAGUUGGGACUGCGAGUUUGGUUGUUGUAUAAUGUCAUUGAUUUUGAUUGUAUUUCAUUAUCAAUAGAACAAAAUAAAAUUCACGUACUGGGUCUAUAGCACACCGGCCAACGGGCCGGGCCCAAUGCUAGUAAUAUAAUACACCGAAGGGAAAAACGGGAGCCCCAUUUCAAAUUUCCUGCAACGAGAGUGAAAGUAGGAAGGACAUUUUGGUCUUCAC